This is a messenger RNA of Notodromas monacha, 1677 nucleotides long. NCBI's taxonomy places the organism in Eukaryota, Metazoa, Arthropoda, Ostracoda, Podocopida, Cyprididae. The record is from the annotation of a GenBank genome assembly.
AUGCGUAAUAUUUUUUCCUUCACAGAAAUUAAAGGAAACACCCUUGAAAUCCAGUGAAGGUUUCACUUUCCGUGUAAGAAAUCGAAUUCCGAACACAGAAAUAUGGUGUUAUUCCAGUGAAAUUUUAUGUGUGUAUUUGUAUAUUUUUACGUCAUGGAGUCCGAGGCGAAUAGAGUUAAUCGCCUGUCCAGUGGUCAAAGUCACGAGAGUGUCUUGUUGAGCCCUGAGAAAAUGUCCACGGCGGACAAAUUAUGGGGGACAGCAAUUAGCGGAACGAGUCUUGCCAAAUUGCUUGCCAGGUUGAAUAUCGAUUGCCGGCAACUCUCCGAUGUGGAAGGUUCUGAGCCCGCAGGUGGAUCAGGAUUCAAAAGACCAACAGCGGUGCUUGACAAGCUCGUGGACAUAAUUCUGGAUCCGAAACCCAGUUCCAUCGACUCCGAAGACAUCAAGCCCAUCAUAAAAUCCGGAAAUAAGCCGGAACACUGGAUCCCCGAUGCCAGCAAGUGGCAAAAGAUGGAACGAAAGGCAGCCAGACUCGCGAGCCUCAUCCCGGUUCCGAAUAAUGAAGAGUUGGAGAUCGAAGAUGAACCCGUGCCACCAACACGGCCACCAGCACCACCACACGACCCUCUGUCUGUCCUAGACCUGCUGACACCCAGGGAGAAGAAACGGGGCCGUGGGACCGACACCAUCGUCGUGCCCGGGACUCAUCACCCGCCGCGCCGCAGCCCGAGUGGGUUCCAGGAACCCGUUUCCAGCUCGGACAGAACGUCGCACAAUAGUAAAAGGGUCACCAUUGCGGAAUCCGAGGAGAGGAUUGAAGUGCCGCGAUUCGAGGUUGAGAUGGAUGCCGAGAAUGAGGAUGAUGAUGAUGAGAUGGUCGAGGGAGAGGAACAAGAGUUGGAUACCCUUGAGGAGGAAUCAUCCGGCAUCAGCUGCAGCCCAACAACGCGCACCUUCACCAAUAAUCAUGAAACUGUCCACUUCAGCUUGCCCGCAUCCGAAUACAACGCCAAGAAGAACCUGAUGAGCGACUCAGUCCACAGCAUUCUCAAGAGAGGCUCCGAGGACCUGGACAGCGUCCUGGCGGACAAACCCCGUCAAAGCAACCUGAAGAAACGUUCUGUCCCUUCACCACCACCACCACCAUCACCGCCGCCGCCGCCUGAAAGCACUUCCGACGACGUGGCCCACGACGGGAUCUCGUCGGAAACAUCUCAACAGGAGGCGGCUCAGCAUCAGCAAGAAGACCGCAAGCAAGGAGCUUCAAACCCUCCUCCCGAAACUGACGCUGCGCGUCCUGAAGCAAUAGAAAAAGCUUGUCAGGACGAAGUUUGCAGAGUGCUGACACAGGACAAGACCCUCAAAAGCCUGGUGGACGAAUACAAAAACCUGGGCCACAAAAUAAUGCAAGUUCAGAUGAAACGAAAUGAAAUCGCAGCCAAACUGGAUGGAACUGGUCCACUCAAACAAGCAGUGAAAUUAGUCAUGGACCUGCCAGCUAUUGAAGAAGCUGCCUGCGUUGCCGACUGCGUCACUGCUGCUCUGACUGAAGUCACAAUGGCGACAUGCUCUGCCAUUGACACCCUGUGCCUCAAAACGCCGCGACCGAAACAGGACGAUGAUGAACUGCAAGAAGUGGAAUGACUCUCUUCUUUGUUUCAUUCAAUUUAAAAU